AUUUCUCUUAAGCUGCAUUUACUAAAGAGACUUGAGUGUUGUAGUAAGCGCUCUGCAAAUAGAAAGGUCGAAAUUUAACGACGCUCUCUGAAAAAAGAAGUAUUUGGAUGCAGAGGUUUUCAAGGCCAAGAAAUCAAUUGAAAGGGAAGACAGAAGGCAAAGAUAUUUGAAUGGCGCAGCGGAACUCUGUACAAGUUAUUAUGACAAAUGCCUCCUUCGAAGACAACGAAACAGGACAGCACAACAAGACGGUGGUGUUUUUUUCAUUUUUAGGUUUAAUGUCAAUUUUCAUUGUUGCUAUCAACUGCUUCGUCGUGUUCUUGGUUUGGAAAAAAAAGGUUCUUCGUACACCGGCGAACAUUCUUUUGACAAGCCUUGCAUGCGCCGAUUUCUUUUCAGGAUCUUGUGCAAUUCCACUGAUCAUAGCCUGCCAGCUUUUGGAAACACGUCAUUCGUGGAGUGGACCCCUUUGCCUGAGCAUGGAUCUUAUAAGCAGAAUGUUGUCAAUAUCCUCCAUUCUUCACUUACUAGUUAUCGCUGUAGAGAGGUACGUCGUUAUCGUACGCCAUGUUAAACCAGACGACUUUGUCAGCUGCAAGAAAUACGCUGUCAUCGUGUCUGCUUUGUGGCUUAUUCCUUUAUCUGCGUCUUUCAUACAACUAACGUGGAUUCAUAUCAAAGAUGGCGUCCCACAGUUGCGAGGUAUCUCGAAAUCCGAAAUCAUUUACGACCUUGUUUGCAUCUUCGGAUUCGUCGUUUUUCCUUUGACGAUCAUUGUUAUCGCUUACAGCAAAGUUUUUUCUGUUUUGCGAAGGCACGCUAAAGAAAUAGACAAACAGACAGCCCUUUUUAUGACAUCUUCCAGGAAUCAAGGUCAUAAACUAAAGGAAAAGCGAGCCACAUUUAUCUACGCAUCAAUGAUCGUCUUUUACGUAAUUGGGUGGUUUCCUUACUUUCUACUAUCUUUGUCUUAUGACCUGGGUGUUGAGGAAGUGCUCACUAUCCCCUAUUGGACUGACACUCUUUUCAUGUUUUUAAGAUUUCUGAGUCCGCUGGUCAAUCCUUUAUUAUACACAUUCUUUAAACGGGAUUUCAAAGAUGUGAUUUUUUCUAUGAGAGGGGGAUCUAAAGCGCACGCUGACACACUGUUGGAGAACUCUUCCCAGUUUGAUACGAUUCAGUUGCGAUAUCUGGGAGAUUCAGCGACAUCAAGUGAACCUCUGUGAAUAAAAUGGUGCUUUGAUUGUUAUGCCAUCCCACUAUGGUGAACUUAGCGCGUAUAUAGAACUAAUUCAACUUUGUAAUUUGUGCCAUGAGCUAAAGCCGACGGUAGUCAUGAUUGACGAAAUAACUGAACCACACUGCAGCUGGAUAUUGACACUUUUUAAUUUUGACACAGGUUAAAAAUAAUGCUUUUGUAAAACGUAUGAAGCAUAAGGAGUAAAGGCUUCAAUCUUUGCCCUUCUUAAUAAACGAUAGGCUAUUAGACUGAACCUGAUCGGCCUACAUACCACUGACAAGGAGCAAACAGUGACCCUGGGCUCGAGAUUGGAUAUUCAAUGGCUCUUAAAAAGAUGGGCAGUUCAGACUGCAUAUGGCUACUGAUAUAGCAGAAGUUUUUAUAGCAUUGAAAAGAACCUGGGGUUGUAUGAUGAUGCUAGAAGGUAGCGCUGCAGAAGAUCUGUCUCGCAUACAAAACAGAAAAUCUGCCGCAUCCCACAUACUUAUGAGAGCCCUGUUCCACAAGAGAAAGAAGAUUCAAGAAUACAGUGAAUAAUUGACACUCAACCACUAAUUAAAUGGUAACACAUAAUAAUAUUAACGAUAACAACGUAACAAAGAUAAUAAUGAUGAUGAUGACAAAAGUAAUAGUAAUGAUAGAUUAUAGGGGCUAGCUCAAAAACCUCACUGUUCCUCCAUCGGUCUAUCCUUAGGCUUCAAUAAUGAUUAGGCUAGCCUUCUUUUAAUUUUGAUCUGCCUGUUAAUUAUAAACCAUUUUCUCAUUUCAUUGCAAUUCCACUUUUGUGAAACUUUUGUUCAUUCAACAGGGCAUUCUGCGUUGUAGAAUAUUCCGCCAUUCCGCUAUUCCAUCAUUCCAUCAUUCAACCAUUCUACCAUUCUACCAUUCUACCAUUCUCCCUUUCCACCAUCCCACCAUUUCACCAUUUCACCAUUCCACCGGUACCAUUCCACCAUUCUACCAUUCCACCAUUCCACCAUUCUACCAUUCCACCAUUCUACCAUUCUACCAUUCCACCAUUCUACCAUUCCACCAUUCUACCAUUCCACCAUUCUACCAUUCCACCAUUCUACCAAUCCACCAUUCUACCAUUCCACCAUUCUACCAUUCCACCAUUCUACCAUUCCACCAUUCUACCAUUCUACCAUUCCACCAUUCCACCAUUCCACCAUUCUACCAUUCUACCAUUCUACCAUUCCACCAUUCUACCAUUCCACCAUUCUACUAUUCCACCAUUCUAUCAUUCCACCAUUCUACCAUUCCAUUGUUUCAUGCUUCGCAAAUUUAUCGGCUCUACUAAGCAUUUGUCGCUGAUUAA
This is a messenger RNA of Pocillopora verrucosa, 2558 nucleotides long. Its product is annotated as histamine H2 receptor-like. The record is from RefSeq and is a predicted model, not a curated record. Gene Ontology annotation, cellular component: dendrite; plasma membrane. Gene Ontology annotation, biological process: G protein-coupled receptor signaling pathway, coupled to cyclic nucleotide second messenger; chemical synaptic transmission. Gene Ontology annotation, molecular function: neurotransmitter receptor activity; G protein-coupled serotonin receptor activity. Lineage: Eukaryota; Metazoa; Cnidaria; Anthozoa; Scleractinia; Pocilloporidae.